AUGCGAAAGUCAAGACGCCAGCCAACGCCGUCUCUUGGCACCUUGGCACAUGAUCGGAACCGAUACAAGCACAAGUCACCGGAUUUCUACGCAUUGGGUCAGCAAUACAAAAACUUUAAGCAGUAUUUGUACAAUGUAGACAAUGUGAAUAGCCAUGCUUCACUUUCUUGGGAUAACCCUUUUGCGGUUAGGGAAUUGACCAAAACGCUUCUCUUACAUGAUUUUGGAUUGCAAUGGGAUAUUCCAAUUAAUCGACUGUGUCCACCGCUGCCGAAUCGAUUGAAUUAUCUUCAUUGGAUUGAAGAUCUGCUCGGCCACCCCCCACUUGACAGCAAAUUUCGAGCGCAAGAGCAAGACCAAAAAGCAAGCGAAAAUAUUGUGUAUGGAAUUGAUGUAGGGACAGGUGCAAAUUGCAUUUAUGCGUUACUUGGUGCAACGAUGAAUAAGUGGAAGUUUAUUGCGACGGAGAUUGAUGCUGAGUCAUUUGCGUGUGCAAAAGAGAAUGUAGCUCGCAAUCAGCUUGAAUCUAUGAUUACUGUAAAGCAAACGCAGACGAACAAGUUGUUAUUCGAGCCAUUGCAAGAUGAGCCAAUGGAACGCAAAUUUCACUUUGUCAUGUGCAACCCACCUUUCUUCGACAACAUGGAUGAAGCGGACACAAACCCAGCGUCGAGCUGUAUGGGUAGUGCCAACGAGAUGGUGUUCCCAGGAGGUGAAGUUGCAUUCAUUGGAAACAUGAUUUUGGAGAGCGUGGAACUGCAGGACCGUGUACUGUGGUAUACCUCAAUGGUUGGCAAAAAAGCAAGUUUGCGCAAGGUUCUAGCUCUGCUUCGCGAAAAAAAGGUGCGAACUACUCGCACUACUGAGUUUUGUCAGGGACGAACGAAGCGAUGGGGAAUUGCGUGGACAUUUGCCAGAGAUAUGAUGGACGACCCUUGUGAAAAGGUACUAGGUAAGCGGAAAGAAGCCCAUCGCAGACAGCAAUAUAGCUUCCGAGUGCCACUGAAAAGUAAAGCAGAAAAUGGUUGUGCUACGAUUAAUGAGGUUUUUCUGCGACUUCGUGAGUUUAUCGAGACGAAAGAAGAGCUUAAGCUUUCCGAGAACAUUGCGAGUCAGCAGAACCAAGAGGAGGUCCUACAACAAGAAUAUCAAGAAUCGCAAAUGUAUCGCUUGGAACAGCACAAGCUGGAUCGACAAACAUCUGGUGAGAAUCGAACCAAAGUACAUAGCGUCGGCCGAGUGGAAAUACUUACAUUGAAUGACAGCAACAACGGUGGUUUUCAAGUCUUGGUUGUUUACGAAGAAGGAGAACGAGGGGCAUUCUGGACAAUAGCCAAUAUGCUUGAAGCAGCCAUUAUUCGGACAGGACGUCAGUGGAGAAGAAGAAAGCUUGAACGAAACAAACAGGAUUGA
Peronospora belbahrii is the source of this 1413-nucleotide messenger RNA. The record is from the annotation of a GenBank genome assembly. NCBI's taxonomy places the organism in Eukaryota, Oomycota, Peronosporomycetes, Peronosporales, Peronosporaceae.